CCGUAUGCCACGUCGUUUGAUUUCGGACGACGAUGACUUUGAGCCACCCAGGAAACGCAUGGUUCCCACAGCCGUUCCAUAUGGCUCGCCACCUAUCUGUUCUUUAACUGAGUUGGCCCGCUCGAUGGGUAAAAACUCACGUCAGUGGUCUUCCCAGCAAUACAACAUGGGUGGAUACAAACCAGCUUAUACAGGUAAGGGGUACAUUUUGCUUAAUGUUAAACUACAGCGUUCAAUACCGCAUCUAACUGUGGUGAAAAGUCGAACCCACAGAUUCCGAAAACGGCAUCGGGUUGGUGCUUACACUUUGUAGCUUGAUUGUCCUAGUACUAGAGUCCACCUCCGAUUCCUCCUUCAUCACCGUUCCUACAAGCAAUUGGAAUGCUAUUCACCGUAAGCAUGUACGUGAGGUUUUACCAUUUUUUGCAGGCGAUAUAGACCAAAUGAAGAAUGAACUGCAGUCCAUAGAUGGUAAUGUUCAGAAAAUUAUGGAGACACUGGAGUAUAUGAAGAGCUCCAUGAG
Molecule: messenger RNA, 523 nt
Organism: Dicrocoelium dendriticum
Lineage: Eukaryota; Metazoa; Platyhelminthes; Trematoda; Plagiorchiida; Dicrocoeliidae
Source: the annotation of a GenBank genome assembly